This is a messenger RNA of Sinocyclocheilus anshuiensis, 1062 nucleotides long. Its product is annotated as 36.4 kDa proline-rich protein-like. The transcript has 4 exons. The coding region runs from base 89 to 931 and encodes 280 amino acids. Lineage: Eukaryota; Metazoa; Chordata; Actinopteri; Cypriniformes; Cyprinidae. The record is from RefSeq and is a predicted model, not a curated record.
AGCACGCAGGGAUGUUUCUCUUGUUGCUCCAUACCGGGGCUGUCAUGUCAAAAAACAGGGUGGAAGAUAUAUUCUGCCGCUCAUUAUAAUGGGAGCUCCAGUGCGAAUGUCUUGUCCUGUGAGUCCUCGACUCUCUACAGUGUCCUGCCUCUCCACCGGCAUGAUUGCCACACUUGGGGUCAGAGCAGAUGUUGUUAAAGUUCUAGUUGAUGGAUCAUGGCAGCCUCUGCUUCUAAUGUACACUCGAUGCUCCUUCACAUUGGAGAAUACUGAUAGUUCAGUGGUUGUCACUGCACCAUUCACAGGAAGCUGUUGGCUAAUGACGGACACUGAAAUGCAACUCCCUUUGAUGUAUGGUGACCGGGAGGUAACUCUUUCCUGUCCUCUGACACGGCCAACGAUAGCUCCAACCAUGCCUGCUGACCCAGACAUGCAACAGAUGUUUGACCCUUUCCCUUUUGGAAGACCCUGGUGGUAUCCUCCAUAUUAUCCUGGUGUACCUGCUACCCUGCCUCCCACUGUGCCACCUACAACAACUACAACUCCACCUUUUCAAUGUCCUUUCCAGCAACACAUGUACCCUCAGAUGUAUCCCAGGCCAGUGUUUGAUCCAUACUUUUACUCUAGAGGUGACCCAGCUGCUCCCCCAGCACCACAACAACCUCAACAUCCCUGGUACCCAAACUUCCCUCCUUAUAUGAAUGGCUUCCAAAGCCCAGUUGAAGUGACCAUUCCUGCAACGACCACAACUACACCUGCCUCAGACCAGCCUGAGAAGCAUCCAAUAUUCCCACCGUUACUCAAGUCUUAUAUGCCUCCAGUUGUGGAAUACCCUUUCAUGCCCAAGUAUCCUAAGGAUCCAGUCUUUGGUCCCCGCAGCCCUAAAUCAGUGUCUUAUAAUGCACAGUUAUCCUCGGUCUACAGGCCUUAAAGGUUUGUUUAAAGUGAGAUGAGUGUGGAGGUACUCUGAAAUGGCGUUGCUUUCUCUCUGGAUGACUCCAGUGACAUCAGUAUGUUUCUCUUCAGCUUCAUAGAAGGCUAAUAAAACUUAAUGAGACUUCA